UAUUAGCGAAUCAUAUACUACUACUACAACAACAAAAGUUUUCGUUAUUUUUUUGAAAUACAAAAGUGAGCGUGAACCUGGUCUCCGCCUCACCUGCUGGCAGAGCGGCCGCGGCGCGGAAAGAUGCUAGAGAGCGCGGGUGGACGCAUGUGAGCUCUUCUCGGCGUUUGAUUAUUUGUCGUUUUUGCAUGAUUUUUGUAUGGUUUGUGCAGGAUGCAUCAGGCCAUCACAUCAGCUCAGAUAGCCCACUGGUUUACUGUCGGGGUACAGUUUGCAAACAUCACAAUCACAGAUGAAGUGAAAAAGCAGGCCGAAGCUCCUUCUACUACAGACAGCAGCUCUGUGGAGCAGUUGUCUGAACAGACUUCUCCAGAGAAGGCAGGAUCAGAUGGAGGAAACCAGAAGAGCAGGAGGCCAGAACUACCAACCAGUCCAGGAACCACCCCGCCUUCGCUCGGCAGUUAUGUGUAUCCAAUUCUCCCUAUUACUAAGAACAGACAAGAGUUGGUCUCUCUGAUUGAGAAUAACUCCGUGAUCAUCAUUCGUGGAGCGACCGGCAGUGGUAAAACCACCCAGCUGCCACAGUUCAUUUUGGAUCAUUAUGCCGAAAAAAAGACGCCCUGUAAUCUGGUUGUUACUCAGCCACGCAAAAUUGGCGCCACCAGCAUUGCCCGCUGGGUGGCACGUGAACGCAAAUGCACCCUGGGCAGCUUGGUGGGGUAUCAGGUGGGUUUAGAGAAGAUGGCCACAGAGCACACCAAGCUGAUUUAUGUGACCACAGGAGUCUUACUGCAGAAAUUGGUGUCAGCCAAAACACUCACGGAGUACUCUCACAUCUUCAUAGAUGAGGUCCAUGAGAGAACAGAAGAACUUGACUUCCUGUUGCUGGUUGUCAGAAAACUGCUGCGGACCAAUUCCAGAUAUGUCAAGGUCAUUCUGAUGUCAGCCACCAUAAACUGUGCAGAGUUUGCAGAGUAUUUUGGUACUCCGAUCCGCAAUCAGAUGAAUCCAGCAUAUGUGUUUGAGGUGGAAGGAGCCCCAUACGCCAUUGAAGAGUUCUACUUGGAUGAGCUCAAAACCAUCCUACCUCUUGGAGUCAAUGUGGACCUAACCUUCCCAGUCGACCCUUGUAUCACAGAGGAGAUGUAUAAUAUUGCCAUCUCUCUUAUCCAGAGCUUUGAUGAGAUGGAGGCUAAAGAUCAAAGGUGCUCUGAGCAAACUGGAAGUACUACUCAUCCAGAGAGAGGUAGUGUGCUUGUCUUUCUGCCUGGGCUUGCUGAAAUACAAUAUAUGAAGGAGGCCCUCGCAAAACUUGUGCGCAAGAGGCUGCAGGUAUAUCCUCUUCACUCAACUGUCACUUUAGAGGAGCAAAAUGGAGUGUUCUUGGUUCCUAUACCUGGAUACCGGAAGAUUAUUCUCUCCACAAACAUCGCUGAGAGUUCUGUCACUGUGCCUGACGUUAAAUAUGUGAUUGACUUCUGCCUUGUGCGUCAGUUGGUUUGCGAUAAGGAGACUAAUUACAGAUGUCUUCGAAUCACCUGGGCAUCCAAGACCAGUUGCAACCAGCGUCGAGGUCGUGCUGGACGGGUGUCUAAAGGCUUCUGUUACAGAUUGGUGAGCAGACAUUUCUGGGAGCAUGAGAUUCCGGAUUUCACAAUCCCAGAGAUGCUGCGAUCACCAUUGGCCAGUACCUUGUUGAAGGUGAAGUUGUUGGAUAUGGGCGAUCCCCGCUCAGUUCUCUCCACAGCCCUCACACCACCCAACCUAAAUGACAUCGAAAGAACUGUCCUGCAGCUCAAACAGAUUGGAGCUCUUUCUGAUCAGAGCAACAGUCAGAGGCAAUUUGAUGGCGAGUUGACAUUUCUGGGUCGCGUGUUGGCGCACCUGCCUGUGGAUCUGCAGCUGGGCAAGCUGAUUGUUUUUGGACAUGUGUUCGGCUGUCUGGAGGAGUGUCUUAUCAUUGCUGCGUCUCUCUCUCUGAAGAGUUUCUUUGCCAUGCCAUCACUGCAGCAGUUGGCUGGGUACAGGAGCAAGCUGAGCUUUGCACAAAAUCUUCCAAGUGACUUAAUUGCUUUCGUCAAUGCCUUCAAGGCCUGGUACACAUCUAGAGCUAAAGGAGAGCUCAGACACCCAAAGGAUGAACUGGAAUGGGGCAAAGAGAACUGCAUUCAGAUCAAACGAAUCAGAGAGGUGGCAGAGCUCUUUGAGGAUCUAAAGAAGAGAGUGUCCAGAUUUAACAUGCACAUCAGCAGCUCCUCAAACCCCACAGACUACACCAGCCUGCACAAACAGAGAUUCAUCCUGCAGGGAGCCAUUGCGGGUGCAUUCUUCCCAAACUAUUUCUCUCAGGGAGAGAUUGAUGAGCAGCUGGCAUCUAAGGAACUUUCUGGAAACGAUCCAAAGACCACCAUUAUGAUUAGGAAUUUGCCUCCAUUUGCAUUCCUGUGCUAUAAGCAGCUGCAGUCACUGUUCCGUCAAUGUGGACAGGUCAAAUCAAUCUGUUUCGAUGGAUCCAGAGCGUAUGUUGUGUUUUAUCGCUCUUGUGUGAGGGAGACGGGUGUAUUACCUGAGGUCUUGUUGGCACUGCUGCGAGCACGACAAACUCCAGCGCUCCAGCUGCAGGUGCACCACGCAGACGAGGUGGAGGCCCGCGCUAAAGGAAAGCCCAUCACACACCUACGUUACACAAGGGUUAAUGUGGAUGUUCAGAGCCAUGCUGUGUCUCCUGUUGGAGUUCUGAGCAGCACUGUAAAUCCAGAGAAACUUCCAUCCAGCAGGGAUUUUAUCAUUAACAUCACAGAGGUGAUCGAUGUAGGCCAUUUUUGGGGCUUUCGGACAGAUGAGAGCAGCGUAGAGAAACAGUGUCAGUUAACAGCAGCCCUAAACAUAAGAGAUCUGAGACCUGUAUCUGUCUCUCUCUAUCCAAACCUGCUGUGUGUGGCCCCCUUCAAAGAUGGACAGCAAAUGGCCAAAUACUAUAGAGCCAAAGUACUGCACAUCCUUGGCAGCAAUGUAGAGUCAUAUCUUACCGGUUUUACUGGUGCUCUGUGCGGGCUGGGCUGGAACUCCGUUUCCCAAAAUGCAAUGCUGCCUGAACAUGACAUUGAGCUUGCCUUUGAUGUCAAGUUUGAUUUUGAGGACAUCACAGAGAUAAAUGCUUUGAGAGGCACAGUGAACAAGCUGGUGUGUGACGGACCAAAUGGCCUGACAAACCUGAGUCCUGACAAGAUCAGCAGCCUUCAGGAGGAGGCCCGGGAACGACUUGUUGGACUGUUCAUUAAAAACCCUCCCAGACCAGAGUGUACACCUGUGUACUAUGAGAAAUUCAAGAAAUGGAACCAGGUGGAUCGCUCCCAGCAGAUGGAGCUGCAGGAGAAGGAUGAUGGGAAAUCCAAAGGUGUGCUAUUUCAGCUGCAUCCAAUCACCUUACUGAACAUGUGAGGAGCAUCAUACACAAGAUAAUCUAGUCUCCUAGUAUUGCAAAAGAGAUAUUGUGGGAUUUUCAGUUUUAGAA
Sinocyclocheilus grahami is the source of this 3514-nucleotide messenger RNA. RefSeq names its product tudor domain containing 9 (gene tdrd9). Bases 214 to 3441 code for a protein of 1075 amino acids. The transcript is spliced from 29 exons. The record is from RefSeq and is a predicted model, not a curated record. Gene Ontology annotation, cellular component: intracellular anatomical structure. Gene Ontology annotation, molecular function: ATP binding; helicase activity; RNA binding. NCBI's taxonomy places the organism in Eukaryota, Metazoa, Chordata, Actinopteri, Cypriniformes, Cyprinidae.